Messenger RNA from Liolophura sinensis, 2304 nucleotides. RefSeq lists its product as uncharacterized. Gene Ontology annotation, molecular function: protein binding. The transcript is spliced from 9 exons. Bases 11 to 1348 code for a protein of 445 amino acids. The record is from RefSeq and is a predicted model, not a curated record. Lineage: Eukaryota; Metazoa; Mollusca; Polyplacophora; Chitonida; Chitonidae. Gene Ontology annotation, cellular component: nucleus.
CGCAACAGCUAUGGAGUCCUCAGACAUGUCCACCACAUCUUACUGGAUCAAGUUCUUCAAGACAGCUGGGGUUCCUGUUGGAGAUGCAGCUAACUACGCUGUUGCGUUUGCUGACAACAGGAUACAGAAGGAGAUGUUGAUGGACCUGACUAAGGAGUACCUGAAUGACAUGGGCAUUACCCGCCUGGGGGAUGUCAUUGCCAUCCUCAAGCAUGCCAAGUCCGUCCAUGUCCAGGAUGCUCGGGAGAAAAUUUUACAUGAAUCUCGCUCCUCUCCACUUUCCCAUGGCAUACUGGCCGUGUCAUCUGUGAGGGAGGCGGCUAAAGCCUCACCUACAUCCAGCCCCACCCCAGGAAGGAAAGGUAGAUCCACAGCUGCCAGUAGGAUUGUGGACCACUAUAUAGGGAAUGAUCCUCAGGCCGCUCCUAUGAACCAGCCCUCUCCUCCUACUGUUGUCAAGAAAGCAGCCAGUAUAGGAGUCAUCCGUCUGAACCCAGCCAGGCAGCAGGAGGUCCCUGUCCCCAAAGUGCGCAGAGUUUUUCCAGAGCAUGAGGGCAAGUACAAGAUCUUCAUGCCUGCAGGAACCACGGCUAAAACCAAGAAAAUUCUGGAGCAGCAAAAACGACUAUCAAUUUCAGAGACUCGACUCGGUGUGAAGAGUUCGGUGUUUGAGCGCCUAGGACAAGACUCGGGCACAGGGGAUGGGAUAUCCGGGCUUGUCAAGGUUACAGGGUUGGAUAAGGAUGUAUCUUCUGUAUUUAGACGUCUGGGUGGUAAGACAACUAUAAAACGUGCAGCAACAUCAACGUCACAAGAUCUGCUUGAUGAUGAUGAUGAUACCUUGUGCCAGAAUGAUCCCCCCUUACAGUACGCAGGUGUGCUCAAAGCGUCUCCGAAGAAAACAAAGACAGCUGUACAAACUGAGACAACAAAAUUUAAAGUUACACUGAAAAAUCCUCUGCAGGACAGAUUGGGUAAAGUGGUGGUGAGUGACAAGUGUGAUGGCAGCCUGGCCUCUGAUACAGUGACGAGUGGUAGCAAAAGUGUGAAGCAUCGGUUAGGAGGUGUGGUGUCCGCACCAGCAAGCAGCACCACCAGCGGGAUGGUGUCCUCCAGCAAGUCGGUGUCUGUCAUCAAAGUUAACAAAACCACACUGAACACCAGGCCAUUCCCAGGGAAGGGCAAGGCAGUCAGCCUAAAAUCAGGUGGAGUCAAAGCGCGGCUGGGCGGUCAUUCCGAAGUCAGCUCUAGUCAAGAAAUCUCAUCCACGGCAGGGAAGAAAACCUCAUUGGCUGGAAAAGAGGCCAAGUCCAAGGGUGUAUUUGGACGGCUAGGACAGCAGGUUUGAUCAAACAAUUACAGACAUUUGGCUUAAAUGGACACCAAAUUGAUUAAAGAGGGUCAACCGAAACAGAUAUGGGACUUCAGUGGACAGCAAGUGUGAUCACAUAGGGUCAACCAAAACAGACAUGUGGCUUCAAUGGACAGCUAGUGUGAUCACAUAGGGUCAACCGAAACAGACAUGUGGCUUCAAUGGACAGCAAGUGUGAUCACAUAGGGUCAACCGAAACAGACAUGUGGCUUCAAUGGACAGCAAGUGUGAUCACUUAGGCUCAACCGAAACAGACAUGUAGCUUCAAUGGACAGCAAGUUUGACCAAAUCAGGUCAAUGAUUACAGGCUUGUGACAUCAGUAGACAGCAAAAGUUAACAUGUCAUGAUAGGCAGAGUUUACUGUCAUGUUAGCAUGAUAUGCAUGAAGGCCAGGUGGUGUUGUCUUGGUGGCUGAGGUUAUUCUGUACCUGAAUCACUGGUCAUGGAUGUGAAUUUACAGAGUCAUGUAUCAAAGUACAAGAUCAAUCAACUGUGUUAGUAGGAUAGAGCUGUCAGUGAUUGUACAUGUGCAGGUACACCAUGUAGCUGUGAACACAUAGCCAGCUGAGGCCAUUACUGGAGAUAUGUUUAUUGGGUGUAACUCAAAUGGCCAUCCACAACAGAGCUCUACUUUAAAGUUUUUAUUGAGAUUUUAAGUUUUUUUCCCUUUUUUAAAAUUUUCUCUCUGUGCUAUUUUUUUUUAUCCUUAUCAUUUUCAUCAGUCAGAAUAUAAAAAGAAACUCAACCCAGGGUAGUUUGGGUUAUGCCCAACAAAGAAUUUUUGAAGGUUGUGUGAACAGGUUGAGCAAUCAUUAAGGAAAUAGGAAUGUGUCAGGAGUUUGUACAGUGUACAUCAUGAGUCACAUGUGGAGUUAGCCAGAAUGACGAAAAGUAUGAACUCAGAAGUUUAUGGCAUGUAUGGUCUUGAUUC